AUGUUUGUUUUCUUUGCUUCUUCUCCUUAUCGUGUGUAUUAUGUUUGGAGUGUUUCAAGUUCCGUAUUGCCGUUGUCAUCUUCUCGGAUAUUUGCUGGCGUUUUAGAGCAAUGCAGACCGCUUCUUCAAGAAGCAGCGGUAUUGGAGUGCAUGGGCGUGGAACGAAGGAAGAAAAUAUGUUCCGAGCAACCUGAUAUUAUGUUGGGACCGCGAUAUGUGGUACGAAGGACUGAUUAUUCUUUCUCAUUGCGUGAAUCGUUCCCUUGUGCUCCAGUCGGCAUGAAUCUCAUGAGGGUACGUCAGCAUAUGACCCAGACCCAGAACCCUCACGCCGCGGGGAGCACAGGUCGAGGCAGCAUAAGACCUGGUUGCGCAAGUCUCAUGAUGAACAGACUCAGGACGAUUGACGACGCACGUUUUCUUGUGGAAGAGAUAAGAAAACUAAGAAUGAUGAGGGACAAAGCAUGGCAACUGAGAGGGGUUGGGCUUUAUCUAUUUGUGGGUGGCUCAGUCAUCAAGCAGCCAAUCAGGCUAGAGUUUUCUUGA
Messenger RNA from Fusarium verticillioides 7600, 546 nucleotides. RefSeq lists its product as hypothetical. Bases 1 to 546 code for a protein of 181 amino acids. The transcript has a single exon. Lineage: Eukaryota; Fungi; Ascomycota; Sordariomycetes; Hypocreales; Nectriaceae. The record is from RefSeq and is a predicted model, not a curated record.